GGCUGCGUGUGACCGCAUGGAAAGCGUGUUUUAUAAAAUAUACUGCCGUGCAACUUCAACAUGGUCUUGAAUUUCAGGAUGAAGACGGGGAGCUAUCAGGAAGCUGUUUGCAAGAGGAAAUACUUCCAAUUUUCUUCCUUCCCAUCGCAAAAUCCCUCCAUGCAAGGCCUCCAGACAAAUGAGUAGAGUUGGGUACAGAAGAGGGACGGUUUCCAGUUGAUCACCUCAUUCAGCGAAGAACCCUUGAGAUCAGCCAGAGGAGGAGGAAGAAAAGUAGUGCAGGGGCUGCUGUGUGAUGCAGGACAGGCCCGAGCUGAGACGCGGCGCAGGAGUGCUGGUGAAAAAUAGACUUGGCAAUAGGAACUGUCUAUUCAAGACGGGACGGAUAAAGCAAAGGAGCCACUAACACACUUCCUGACAGCCUUUGGCGUUCAUCAGGAGAGAGCCUGCGUGACCCAGGAAUGGCAGAGCAUCAGCAGCGCAGCGGUGAUGCGGGAGACUGAUGUUUGCACGAGUCUCUCCUGGCUCGUUUUCCACCAUGGCUGUUGCCUCUGCAUAUUCAUCGGAUGGUAAUGCGGGAUGUCGAGAGCAGCGGUAGAGUUUGGCUUGAUCCCAUUGUGUUUCUCCUGUGUCGGUUGAGACUUUAUAUCACCAUGACAACGCUGUGACACUUCUUGCAACAGCUACCCGCAGAUCAAGGCUGGGCUGGGGGUGGUGAGAAGUUCCAUGAUUGAUUCGAACUGGAUCAAAAGUUGCAGUGGCAACACAAAGACUGUCGCAAAGCCGUCGUAAGGACAGGAAGAUGAAAUUUCCAUUCUAUUGGCUGCUCGAUAAGCAGGCACAAUAACAUUUCUUUCUAGAGACUCGCUAUAAGAACUCUUUUGGUUAUGGCUACUGAUCCAACGUGAUUGGGUGCGCACCGACUCUUGAACUCAUGACUGGAUAUACGAUGUUGCGGAAUGGGGGAGUGGGGAAUGGAGGCCAGCCGUGGGUGCUGAGAUGGUCCAGUCGGAUCCGGCUCACCUGGCUUAGUUUCACCCUCUUUAUUAUCCUUGUCUUCUUUCCCCUCAUUGCCCACUACUACCUAACCACCAUCGAUGAUGCAGAUGACGCUGGCAAGCGCAUCUUUGGUCCUCGAACUGGCAACGAGCUGUGCGAGGUGAAGCAUGUGCAAGACCUGUGCCGCAUCCGUGAGUCGGUCAGCGAGGAGCUGCUCCAGCUGGAGGCCAAGCGGCAGGAGCUCAACAGUGAGAUUGCCAAGCUGAACUUGAAGAUCGAGGCGUGCAAAAAGAGCAUUGAAAAUGCCAAGCAGGACCUGCUGCAGCUGAAGAACGUCAUCAGCCAGACGGAGCAUUCCUACAAAGAACUGAUGGCCCAGAACCAGCCAAAGCUCUCCUUGCCAAUCCGGCUCCUGCCAGAGAAAGACGAUGCAACCUUCCCUUUGCCAAAAUCCAACCGGAACUGCAGGCUACACAAUUGCUUUGACUACUCACGAUGCCCGUUGACGUCUGGCUUUCCAGUCUAUGUCUACAACAGUGAUGAUUACCCUUUUGGUAGUUCCUUAGACCCUUUAAUUAAACAAGCCUUUGAGGCGACUGUCAGAACUAAUGUUUAUGUUACUGAAAAUGCAAAUAUUGCUUGCGUGUAUGUAAUUUUAGUGGGGGAAAUGCAGGAGCCCAUAAUGCCAAAACCUACUGAACUAGAGCAACAGUUGCACUCUUUGCCAUAUUGGAGGACUGAUGGACAUAACCAUCUCAUCAUCAAUUUAUCGAGGAAAUCGGAAACUCAGAAUUUUAUUUACAACAUCAGCACAGGGCGUGCCAUGAUUGCCCAGUCCACCUUUUACGAUGUGCAGUAUCGACCAGGAUUUGAUAUUGUGGUAUCACCUCUGGUCCAUGCAAUGUCAGAACCCAACUUCCUAGAAAUCCCACCCCAGGUGCCAGUCAAGCGUAAAUAUCUAUUCAGUUUCCAGGGGGAGAAGAUAGAGUCUCUCAGAUCUAGCUUGCAAGAGGUUCGCUCUUUUGAAGAGGAAAUAGAAGGCAAUGCCCCAGCUGACUAUGACGAUCGGAUCAUUACCACCUUGAAGGCUGUUCAGGACAGCAAGUUGGACUUUGUUUUGGUGGAGUUCACGUGUAAGAACCAGCCUAAGGCAAGUCUGCCCACUGAGUGGGCUCUGUGUGGAGAAAGGGAUGACAGACUAGAGCUACUGAAGCUAUCUACUUUUGCACUGAUAAUCACCCCAGGGGACACCCAUCUAGUGAUCUCCGCUGGGUGUGCCAUGAGACUGUUUGAGGCUCUGGAAGUUGGAGCCAUCCCAGUGGUUCUUGGAGAGCAAGUUCAGCUACCCUACAAUGAUGUGAUCCGGUGGAACGAGGCAGCCUUAAUCAUACCAAAGCCACGUAUCACAGAAGUGCACUUUCUUCUGAGAAGCAUUUCUGACAACGAUCUCCUUGCCAUGAGGAGGCAAGGCCGCUUCUUAUGGGAGACCUACUUCUCCACCUCCGACAAUGUGUUCAGCACACUCUUAGCUAUCAUAAGGACUCGAAUCCAAAUCCCAGCUGCUCCUAUCCGAGAAGAAGCUGCUGUGGAGAUUCCACACCGAUCUGGCAAAGCUGCUGGUACGGACCCCAAUAUGGCAGACAAUGGUGACCUGGACUUGGGGCCUGUGGAAACAGAACCACCCUAUGCAUCUCCCAAAUAUCUCCGCAACUUCACCCUCACUGCAAUGGACAUCUACAGGAAUUGGAAUUCAGCUCCGGGACCUUUCCACCUCUUCCCCUAUACUCCCUUCGAUCCCGUUUUACCAUCAGAAGCAAAAUUUUUGGGGUCCGGGACUGGAUUUCGACCAAUUGGUGGAGGAGCAGGUGGUUCUGGGAAGGAGUUCCAGGCUGCUUUGGGUGGAAAUGUCCCACGGGAGCAGUUCACAGUAGUGAUGUUAACUUACGAGCGGGAGGAAGUGCUGAUGAACUCCCUGGAGAGGCUCAACGGUCUCCCCUACUUAAAUAAAGUGGUGGUAGUGUGGAACUCUCCCAAGCUUCCCUCUGAGGAUCUCUUAUGGCCAGACAUUGGUGUCCCAAUCAUGGUUGUCCGCACGGAGAAGAACAGCCUGAACAACCGGUUCCUGCCGUGGGACGAGAUCGAGACGGAGGCCAUCCUGUCCAUCGAUGACGACGCUCACCUCCGCCACGACGAGAUCAUGUUCGGCUUUCGGGUCUGGCGAGAGGCACGGGACCGCAUCGUGGGCUUCCCGGGGCGCUACCACGCGUGGGACAUCCCCCAUCAGGCCUGGCUCUACAACUCCAACUACUCGUGCGAGCUCUCGAUGGUGCUCACUGGCGCUGCCUUCUUCCACAAGUACUACGCCUACCUGUACUCUUACGUGAUGCCACAAGCCAUCCGUGACAUGGUGGAUGAGUACAUCAACUGUGAGGACAUUGCCAUGAACUUCCUCGUCUCUCACCUCACGAGAAAGCCUCCCAUAAAGGUAAGACACCAGGCAGGAGUUUGUACCAGACUCUGCCUUGCCAAGGACACAGUGAUAUGCUGAUGAUACAACACGGCAAGUGGAAUGAACUGGGGUUCAACUUACACCAGCUCAGGCUAGAGGGUUUCCUGAGCCAGGGGCGGCCCUUAGAGCCAUUAAUUCCUAAGAGACAAACUUUGUUCUUGCACAAGCACAAGUAGAAAUGAUUCUCUUGCUGUUUUUUUUCUGGACUUCCAGAGGCAUUUAGGCUUAUCCGAAUAUGUAAGGCUGUUGACACAAGCACUAGCACCCAGCUGAAAUUUCCCCGCCCUAUGAUAACAAAUGAGUGAAGAGUUUUGAGCGUGAAUUUAGGAUGCUUAUUGGUCUUCUCUUUAUCACUGCUGGCAAGCCUGCUCUUUACCGCCCCGCAUACGUCUCAGCAUCACUGGCCAGCUGCCUUGGAGAUGGGUCAGUGUGAUAUGUGGGUGUUUCUGCGUGUUGUUCUUCCCAUCUGGAGCUGAACCGGAGGUUGUAGCGUUUGGGGCUGCAUCUGGGAAGGGAUGGCUGGUGGGAGAAUCCAGCCAAAACAAAAGGGCACUGCAAUGGGGUAUCCAAAUCAAGACCAAAAAGCAGGGCCUUUAAGCAAAGGGCAUCUUCUCAGCCCUCCCUGAAACCUGGAGCCCCCUCAGAAGAUCUUAGGCUGGGCGCCCAAAACCAGAGGCACCUGGAAUGGCUAAUUACUUCUGCAAAUGCAUGUCUGCUGCAUCUGAUAGUCCCUAUCAGAGAGAUCACAGCAGCGAGUCAACCACUUAUUUGUCUGCGGCUCCACGGUUUGAACCUCUAAACUGGGUUUAUCCCAGCAUCUCUGUACACCAGACGCUAACGCAGCGAGCGCAGGGCUGGGAGGAGGGAGGCGCGGAUUGCUCUUGCGACUUUUAGCUCUUCCUGGUGCUGCCUCGUUGCCAGGAGCCACGUCGUGAAGCAACGGGAGCUGCUUUUGCCUGAUCCCUUUCCCACUGAUGUCCUGUCUACUUCCUUACGCUGACUUGGAGUUGUGUUUUGUUCCUUCCGGCGCAAGUUCUUGCAAACAGGGAACAAAACCAAAAGGAAAAGGGCAACUUCUCUUGAAUUGCCGUCCCCGUGGGCUAGGGGGCUAGUUUUGCACCUGCGUGUCUUACUUCCGAAGCCCGGCGGGGUGGGCAAUAGCGAUGCCUGGAUUCUUCCCUCUUGCGCAGGUGCCUCAGUUCAGAGGGUUUGCUGCCUUCGUAAAAGCUCUUGCAGACUGCCCGCUUUGCCGGCAGUAAAGGCUGAAGUUAAAUGCGUCCCGUAUUCCCAAACCUCCUUUUCUUUCAGCCCUGAGGUCUUUUCUCAAGGUCUAAUUUUCAGAAACAGCCUCUCAAACCCUUAACAGGAAAAAGUAGCUACGCAUUAGCUGAUCGUCAUUCCUCCUUUAGGUCUGCGCAUGUGGUUUAUAACCCAGACCCUAGGAUCAUUUUGUGGAAGAACUGGCCUAUGAAGCCUACCAGGAUUUAGCUCCGAUAGUGCCAUUUGCAAAUUCAGGAGCAGACUGAAGUCACGCACUGAGGAGCGCUAAGUGCUGAUGCCUUUGCCAUGAAGCAGAGCGUGUCCCAGCGUCCCUGCCUGCUUUGCUGCCAAUGUGGCUUUCCCAGGUCCCCAUGGUCUCUGGGUGUUUCUUCCCGGGUCUCAAGGAAGCCUCAGGUGUCCUGGGCUGGGCACAACCUGCCUUGCAAUUUGCUGCAUCCAUAGGGACCCUCCAGCCUCCGCUCGUCGUCCUCUGCCCAGCAGUUGCACUGUCUCGUAGCCGCCCUGAACAGCUUCAGUUGUUGCCGCUUCGUGGAGCAGCAAGGAGCAGAGUUGUGGUUUUGAAGCAGACAAAAAGUACAGGAAAAGACAUCUGUGGGCUAAACCGCGCCAGUAAGAAGGGCCGAGGUGCUCUAGGAGGCUCCCU
This is a messenger RNA of Struthio camelus australis, 5432 nucleotides long. The record is from RefSeq and is a predicted model, not a curated record. NCBI's taxonomy places the organism in Eukaryota, Metazoa, Chordata, Aves, Struthioniformes, Struthionidae.